GCUGAUUUAUCUCACGUUUUGUUUCUAGAUAUAUCCGGUUAUAUGGGAGAAAAUUUAGCAAAGAAGAUCAUGUGCUUUUUAUUAAGCUGUUGUAUGAAAUGGUAACAAUUCCAAAACUGGAGAUCAGCAUGAUGCAUGGAUUUGCACGGCUGUUGAUAAACCUGUUAAAGAAAAAAGAACUGCUUUCCAGGGAAGACUUAGAAUUACCAUGGAGACCACUUUAUGAAAUGUUGGAAAGGAUACUGUACUCCAAAACAGAGCAUCUUGGAUUAAAUUGGUUUCCUAAUUCUGUAGAAAGUGUUUUAAAAACACUAGUGAAGAGCUGCCGACCAUAUUUUCCAGAAGAUGCCACUGAGGAGAUGUUAGAUGAAUGGCGUCCUUUAAUGUGUCCAUUUGAUGUUACCAUGCAAAAGGCCAUCACCUACUUUGAGUUAUUUCUACCUACCACCCUUCCUCCAGACCUUCAUCAUAAAGGUUUCAAGCUUUGGUUUGAUGAAUUUAUAGGCCUUUGGGUGUCAGUUCAAAAUCUUCCCCAAUGGGAAGGGCAUCUAGUAAACCUUUUUGCUCGUUUGGCCACUGACAACAUUGGGUAUAUAGAUUGGGAUCCAUACGUACCAAAGAUUUUUACCAGGAUUUUGAGGAGUUUGAAUCUUCCAGUGGGUAGCAACCAAGUUGUUGUUCCAAGGUUUUUAACAAAUGCUUAUGAUGUAGGACAUGCAGUAAUGUGGAUCACAGCCAUGAUGGGUGGACCAAGUAAGCUAGUGCAGAAGCACUUGUCUGGAUUGUUCAAUAGCAUCGCCUCUUUCUAUCAUCCUUCAAAUAAUGGGCGCUGGCUGAACAAACUGAUGAAACUGCUUCAAAGGUUACCCAGUGGUGUUGUAAGGAGGCUACAUCGUGAGCGCUACAAGAAAGUGACAUGGUUAACUCCUGUGCCUGAUAGUCAUAAACUUACUGAUCAGGAUGUUACCGAGUUUGUAAAAUGCAUUAUUCAACUUGUUCUUCUGGCUAUGUUCAGUAAAACUGGAAGCCUGGAGGCUGCUCAAGCACUGCAGAACCUUGCACUGAUGCGUCCUGAGUUAGUAAUUCCACCUGUACUUGAGAAAACGUAUCCUGCACUUGAGACAUUGACUGAACCUCAUCAGCUCACAGCUACUCUAAGCUGUGUGAUUGGAGUAGCGCGUAGCUUGGUAUCAGGGGGGAAGUGGUUUCCUGAAGGUCCUACACACAUGCUACCUCUACUGAUGAGAGCAUUGCCUGGGGUGGAUCCAAAUGACUUCAGCAAAUGCAUGAUUACAUUCCAGUUUAUUGCAACGUUUUCUACUCUGGUGCCUUUAGUAGACUGUUCAUCUGUAUUGCAAGAAAGAGAUGACCUGUCAGAGGUGGAAAGAGAACUGUGCUCUGCAACUGCUGAAUUUGAGGAUUUUGUACUACAGUUUAUGGAUAGAUGUUUUGGACUUAUAGAAAGCAGCACGCUAGAACAAACCAGAGAGGAGACUGAAACUGAGAAAAUGACUCAUUUGGAGAGUCUAGUGGAAUUAGGUCUGUCUUCAACUUUCAGUACAAUCCUUACUCAGUGUUCAAAAGAUAUAUUUCAGGUGGCCUUGGAGAAGGUUUUUAACUUUGCUGUUUCAAAUAUAUUUGAGACAAGAGUUGCUGGUCGGAUGGUUGCUGAUAUGUGCCGAGCUGCAGUAAAAUGCCGCCCAGAGGAAUCCUUGAAGCUUUUUGUACCCCACUGCUGCAGUGUUAUAUCUCACCUUACCGUCAAUGAUGAUGUCUUGCGUGAUGAAGAGCUGGAUAAGGAGCUACUUUGGAAUCUUCAGCUCUUGUCAGAGAUCACUCGAGUGGAUGGAAUGAAGUUGCUACCGUACAGGGAGCAGCUUGGGAAGAUUCUGCAGCGAACCCUACAUUUAACCUGUAAGCAGGGUUACAUUCUGUCUUGUAACCUACUGCACCAUCUUCUCCGUUCUGCUACACUUAUCUACCCCACAGAAUACUGCAGUGUGCCAGGUGGCUUUGACAAGCCUCUUUCUGAAUACUUUCCUAUCAAGGACUGGGGUAAACCAGGUGACCUGUGGAACUUGGAUAUCCAGUGGCAUGUUCCUUCACCUGAGGAAAUAAACUUUGCAUACUAUUUGCUGGAUACUUUCCUUCAGCCUGAGCUCACCAGGCUAGAGCAAUAUGCAGCUGGAAAACUGGAAAUGUCCAGAGAUGAUGUGCAGCAGUGCCUUGUUAUAGUUCAUAACUGCUUGAUUGGUUCAGGGAAUAUUCUGCCUCCCCUAAAAGGAGAAAGGAUAGCUCAUCUGGUUCCAAGUCUGGUGUCCUUGGAAGAGACAAAACUUUAUACUGGUGUUGAAUAUGAUUUAUCAAGAGAGAAUUAUCGAGAGGCAAUUGCAAGAGUUACAAGGAAACUAUUGCGCUAUAUACUCGAUAAUUCAGAAGAUGAUACCAAGUCCUUAUUUGUGAUAAUAAAGAUCAUUAGUGACGUUUUACAGUUUCAAGGAUCUCAUAAGCAUGAGUUUGACUCACGAUGGAAAAGCUUUAAUUUGGUGAAAAAAUCAAUGGAGAACAGGCUUCAAGGAAAGAAGCAGCAUAUCAGAGCCUUGCUAAUAGACAGAGUUAUGUUGCAGCAUGAGCUGAGAACACUAACAAUGGAAGGCUGUGAGUACAAGACCUCCCACCAGGAGAUGAUCAGAGAUCUUCUGUGUUUGUCCACAAGUUCAUAUGGUCAGAUCAGAAGUAAAGCUCAGCAAGCACUCUUCACAGCUCUGGGAACUUACAAUUUCUGUUGCAGAGAUAUCAUUCCUUUGGUUUUGGAGUUCUUGCGGCCAGACCGGCAAGAUGUCACACAACAGCAAUUCAAAGGUGCCUUAUAUUGUCUUCUUGGAAAUCACAGUGGAGUAUGUUUGGCAAAUCUUCAUGAUUGGGACUGCAUUGUACAAACAUGGCCAGCCAUUGUUUCUUCUGGGCUUAGCAAAGCCAUGUCCCUGGAAAAACCAUCAAUAGUUAGACUCUUUGAUGACUUAGCAGAAAAAAUCCAUAGGCAGUAUGAAACAAUUGGAUUGGAUUUUGCAAUUCCAGAGAAAUGUGUUGAGAUAGCUGUUUUGCUACAAAAAUCAGAACAUCCUAGUUCGGACUUGACGGUGCCUUGUUCCGAAGAAAUUCAAUUAGGAAUUCAGCGACAGAAAGAGAAGAACAGUGAAGCUCUGCGCCACUACGAAAAUCUAGUCAACAGACUUUUGGACUGUGUGGAGCAAAGAAAUCUUCCUUGGAAGUUCGAGCACAUAAGCAUUGGCUUUCUGUCUCUGCUCCUGAGGGAUGACAGGGUGCUGCCUGUCCGUGCCAUAAGAUUCUUCGUGCAGUGUCUCAACCAUGAUGCAAUUGUAGUUCGUAAGGUGGCCAUCUCUGCAGUGGCUGGUAUCCUCAAGCAACUUAAGAGAACACACAAGAAAGUGCCCAUCUGUCCUUAUGAAAUUAGUGGAAACCCUAAGCCUUCCAGCAUGCAGGCUGGUGACAGACUGGAUAACCAGUGGCUGCACUAUGACAGUCAGAAUUUACCAAAGACUAAGGAAGCUUGGGAAUCAUGUUGUUUUGUGGAAAAAACACACUGGGGAUACUAUACAUGGCCUCAAACUAUGACAGUUUAUGCACCAGUUGAGCAGCAACCAAAGCUGGGGCGGAGGAGAGAUGAACUGAUAGAGGCAGAACAAAUUAUAUAUGAUCACUUCUCUGAUCCCAAGUUUGUUGAGCAGUUAAUAAAGUUUUUGUCUUUAGAAGACAGGAAAGGAAAGGACAAAUUUAAUCCCCGCAGAUUUUGCCUCUUCAAGGGCCUUUUCAGGAAUUUCGAUGAUGCCUUCCUGCCGAUUCUCCAGCCCCAUUUGGAGCGCCUCGUAGCAGACUCCCAUGAAAGUACCCAGCGCUGUGUAGCUGAAAUCAUAGCUGGCUUGAUAAGAGGCUCUAAGCACUGGACAUUUGAGAAGGUGGAAAAACUUUGGAAGUUUCUGUGCCCAUUACUUCGAACAGCUUUAUCCAACAUUACAGUGGAAACGUAUAAUGAUUGGGGCACAUGCAUAGCAACCUCCUGUGAGAGCAGAGAUCCCCGGAAACUGCAUUGGUUAUUUGAAUUGCUGUUGGAGUCCCCACUGAGUGGUGAAGGAGGAUCGUUUGUAGAUGCAUGCCGACUUUACGUGCUGCAAGGCGGCCUUGCACAACAGGAGUGGCGAGUACCAGAGCUGUUGCACAGACUGCUGAAGUAUUUGGAACCUAAACUCACACAAGUUUACAAAAAUGUCAGAGAGAGGAUAGGAAGUGUUUUGACCUACAUAUUUAUGAUAGAUGUUUCCUUGCCAAAUACUGCUGUAACUAAGUCACCUCGCAUCCAUGAAUUUACUACUCGGAUACUUGAACAUCUUAAACCCCUUAUGGAAGUAGAUGAAGAAAUUCAGAAUCAUGUUACGGAAGAGAACGGAAUUGGUGAUCAAGAUGAGCGAACUCAAGGCAUCAAGCUCCUGAAAACUAUUCUGAAGUGGUUGAUGGCAAGUGCAGGAAGGUCCUUUUCUACAGCUGUCACAGAGCAACUCGAACUUUUACCGUUGUUUUUCAAGAUUGCUCCAGUAGAAAAUGACAAUAGCUAUGAUGAGCUCAAAAGAGAUGCAAAGAUGUGUCUAUCAUUAAUGUCUCAGGGUUUGCUGUAUCCUCAGCAAGUGCCUUUGGUACUUCAGGUGCUAAAACAAACAGCAAGAAGCAAUUCUUGGCAUGCCAGAUAUACCACAUUAACCUACCUCCAGGCCAUGGUAUUCUACAAUCUCUUUAUUUUUCUCAACAAUGAAGAAGCAGUCAAUGACAUUAGAUGGCUGGUUAUAAAACUCCUGGAAGACGAACAGCUUGAGGUGCGAGAAAUGGCAGCCACCACGCUGAGCGGUUUGCUGCACUGUAACUUCCUCACUAUGGAUGCUCCUAUGCAGACCCACUUUGAGCAGCUCUGCAAGAUGAGGUUGCCAAAAAAAAGAAAGCGAGACCUGUGUUCGGUGGUGGAUACAAUUCCUUCUGGUGACCUGGUGAAGCGCCACGCUGGGGUGCUGGGCCUCAGCGCGUGCAUCUUGUCCAGCCCCUAUGAUGUCCCCACGUGGAUGCCUCAGCUCCUCAUGGACCUCAGCGCUCAUCUCAACGACCCACAGCCCAUUGAGAUGACUGUGAAAAAAACACUGUCCAAUUUCCGGAGGACCCAUCAUGACAACUGGCAGGAGCACAAGCAGCAGUUCACUGAUGACCAGCUCAUAGUCCUUACAGACCUCUUGGUGUCACCGUGCUAUUAUGCAUAGAUAGGUUACUGUUGGGAAAAAAUAGGAUGUAGAAGACUUGCUACAAAAUAAAGGA
Tinamus guttatus (white-throated tinamou) is the source of this 5373-nucleotide messenger RNA. NCBI's taxonomy places the organism in Eukaryota, Metazoa, Chordata, Aves, Tinamiformes, Tinamidae. The record is from RefSeq and is a predicted model, not a curated record.